Molecule: messenger RNA, 5925 nt
Organism: Ctenopharyngodon idella (grass carp)
Lineage: Eukaryota; Metazoa; Chordata; Actinopteri; Cypriniformes; Xenocyprididae
Gene: chst3a
Product: carbohydrate (chondroitin 6) sulfotransferase 3a
Exons: 3
Coding region: 1283-2536 (417 amino acids)
Biological process (GO): N-acetylglucosamine metabolic process; carbohydrate metabolic process
Cellular component (GO): Golgi membrane
Molecular function (GO): N-acetylglucosamine 6-O-sulfotransferase activity; chondroitin 6-sulfotransferase activity
Source: RefSeq, a predicted model, not a curated record
UAAAAUCGCUUGUGUGUAAUGAAUAAUAAUAUAUAUCAUAUAAUAAUCAUAUAAAUCAUAUAUAAAUCAUAAAAUAAUUCUAAGUAAUUAUCAUUAAAGCCAGACAAUUUUAUUGUUAAAUAUUUUUUUGCUAUAUAGUGAUCUUUAAUUUGGAGGAAGAGAAACUGGGGGAGUGACUUUAUUGCGUUGGAUGUGUCAGUGUCAGUUUGCUCACAUCUGAUUGGCUUUGAGAUCUCUAAACCAGAACAUAACCUGCCCAGGAGCAGGUUAGCUGUGUGUAAGGAUGAGUCGGCAGAGCGGGGAUCCAUUUGCAGCUUUAUUAAGAACAGUAUUUACACAGGUAGACAGGGGCAAAGGCAGGAACAUAAACAAGGACAGGCAAUGGUCGAGGCAGGCGGCAGACAAACAGUUUCGGGUCACAGGCAGAGAUCAGGGCAGGCGGCAAACAAACACAGUCCAGUACACAGGCAAGGUUCAGGGCAGGCAGCAGAGAAUCACAAAGAAUAAACAAUCCGACGGAAACCAGGAAACAGUCCACAAGAAAACGCUUAGUAAUGAUCACCGGGGCAAAUCAAGACUUCGCGGUGAGAGAGUGUGUGUGUGUGUGACUUAAAUAGUCCAGGUAAUCAUCUGCAGGUGUGUGUGGCAAUUGGUGAUUGGUGUGGAGUGUGCAUGUGGUUGGAAGGGAGGAUUAUGGGAAAUGAAGUCCAGGAACUGACAGGAACAGACGGUGAUCGUGACACUGUGAAGCGUAAGUUACUAUGGUGAUGAACGCCGCUAAAAGCCAAGUCAUGAUACCUAAAACCCAGGAUUGGCGCAAACUAAUCUAAAACCUACCUGGCUAACCAGCUAAUCCGGCUUCGUGGUACAGGCCCCUGGUGAGCACAAAAGAUUAUUAUUAUUUUAAAAACAUAAAAAAAAAAAACGAUCCAAACCUUCUGAACAAUGGUUUUAGUACUAAUAUUUCAGCAUUAAAAAAAAUGCUAAAGAAGUACUACUUUUUGAUGAUUCAUGGUGAUCCACAGUAAGCAGUAACCAAAGAGAGACAUUGUAUUCUGUAGAACUCAUCAUCAUCUCUCAUCAUUCCACAUUAGUGGAAUUACUGGACAGGUGAUGACAGUGCAGGCUGCUUGUUUGGGAACAAAGCUGAAAUUGUCUGUCUCCUGUGCCAAACGAUGAAUUGUAGACCCAGGUUGUGACAUGAGAUGAACCCAAAACAGUUGGCAGCAGUGACUAUUUAGCAGUCUGUGGAGGCAUUUCCUAAAUAGAAGUUAAUUUGAGAAUGAGGAACAAGUAUGCAGUCAUCAUUAUCUGCAUUGUGGCACUUGUCAUCAUUGAAAAAGAAAACAACAUUAUUUCAAGGGUCUCAGACAAGCUAACACUCCGACGAAGCCCACUGACGCCAGAGCCUCCAGUGCCCUACGAUGCUCUGGUAGUAAUGGAGGACAACAGUUCCUAUCCAGAGGGCAUUUAUUCUGAGAAUGGCACUCAGGCAGGUCGAAAGCACAUCCUCUUGAUGGCCACUACUCGUACAGGAUCUUCUUUUGUGGGCGAGUUCUUUAACCAACAGGGUGGCAACAUGUUUUACCUCUUUGAGCCACUCUGGCACGUGGAGAGGAUGCUAUCGAUUGGCACGAGUGGCACAAAUGCCAGCACUUCUGUUUGGGUGUACAGGGAUGUCCUGCAGCAUCUCUUCUUGUGUAACUUCUCCAUGUUGGAGCGCUUCAUUAGCCCUCCUCCAUGGGACCACGUCACCCCUGCCCUGUUCCGCAGAGAGUCCAGUAUGGCCUUGUGUGAGGAGCAAGUCUGCACUCCGGUUGUAAAAGACGUUUUUGAGAGGUACCACUGCAAGACAAGGCGUUGCGGACCGCUCAAUCUGACCUUGGCGUCUGAGGCCUGCCUAGGAAAACAGCACAGGGUGAUCAAAACAGUGAGGGUCCGGCAGCUAGACACACUUCGCUCUCUAGUAGAGGACCCUCGGUUGGAUAUCAAAUUCAUACAGUUGGUGAGAGACCCUCGAGCCAUCCUGGCAUCAAGGAUGGUGGCCUUUGCCGGUAAGUACCACAACUGGAAAAGUUGGGCUGUUAAUGGGGAUGUGCCUAUAGAGGAUGAGGAGGUCAAACGUCUCGAAGGAAACUGUAACAACAUCCGCAUCUCUGCCGAGUUGGGCUUGAGUCAGCCGAAAUGGCUGAAAAACCGUUAUAUGUUAGUACGUUACGAGGAUAUUGCCAGGAACCCCAUGCAGAAAGCAGCAGAAAUGUACAAUUUCACAGGGAUUCCGAUGACGACACAAGCACGGGACUGGAUCCUGAGGAACACACAUGCAUCAACGGAGGCAAGUGGUGUGUAUUCCACCCAAAAAAACUCAUCAGAACAGGUGGAGAAAUGGCGGCGUAGUAUACCAUUCAAACUGGCCCAAGUUGUACAGAAAGUUUGUGAACCGACCAUGAAACUCUUUGGGUACAGGUUUGUAGACAGUGAACAGAAACUAUUAAACAAAUCUUUUAGUUUGCUUGAAGAAAAACAUUUUAUUUAGUCAUAGAUUAUUUCCUUGAUGCAUUGUUAAAGGAAAACCAAGUGUGAAAUGUGAUGAGGUUUUUAUACUGUAUGUAGAUUAAAAUAUGCAUAGCAGAGACACACUGGCACACUGUAACACACUGGGACAUUGCUUACACUGAGGUACUUGUGGCAUCACCUGGCUUAUUUGAACAUAUACCCUCUUGGAAAAGCUAACUGAGAUUAUUGAUUUUAGAUGUCUCCAUUUGAAAAACAAAGUUUGAUGAGGACAAAAAACAUCCAUACUCAUAAGAUGAGACAUGAUCUGCCUGUGAAUGUGUGUAUAUUUGUGUGUGUCUGGAAACAACUUUUCCUUUUUUUCUGAAAAGAAACUAAAGGAUCAUUAUUUCACAAAAAGGGAAGCAAGUGGACAUCUUAUUUAUGUGUGGUCAUCAUUUUAAAUUGCUUGUUGACAUUAAAGCCCAAAUUUGGCUUUGUCAGAAUUGGUCAUCUCAUUAUUGCAGGAUGUUAAAAAUUCCAAAUGUAUCUGGAUAUUACCAGACCAAGACCAAACUAAGAAAAAAGGUCCUCUGUGUGAAGAGACAGUCAAUAUAAAAAGCAGCUUUUGACAGCCAGCUGUGAUCCUGGAGCACAACAGUGGCAUUAUUCACUCAAAAAGAAAAAAAAAAAGAAGCAGGUUUAGCAGAAUAGGCCGUUGUCCAUGCAGUUGACAUUUAAUUUAUUAUUUUUAUUUUUAUUUUUUGGUACUAUUUUUAAUAUUUUAAAAAUAAAACAAAAAUAGAAUAUGAGUAAAGGUUGGAAAAAAAAAUUACAAAGUAAAUGACAUUAAAACAAUCAUUCCUAAACAAAAUAAAAUGACUCAACUGUCAUUUCUAGCGCCAUUUCUAGACCAAAAUACUCUAUUUCAACAGCAAAAUACUAAGGGAGAACCAAAAUAUUCCAAGGGUAUUUGUUCUUUGGCCAUGCAGGCAUAGUAAACAAGUGAAAAGGCAGAAAAUGAAUUAAUAACCAUUUUCUUUAGGAACACCACUCUGCAACCUCUAGUCUUCUAUGAGUAUGAAUUAACGCUAGAAUUGGAAAAGCAUAGCAUUCUUAAAAUAGUUCAUCGCCAUUUAGUUUCAACUAAAGCCAAAAGCUAUUUCAAACAUCACAUACGUUAUAUUGGUAACACCGUACAAUAAGGUUUCAUUAGUUAACAUUAACUACUUAAUUUUUUAUUUGUAGGACAGGACAUAAUAAGACAAAAUAUAGGAGGACAACACUGUAAAUACAAAACCAACCUAACAACAAACAAGAAGAGAAAACAAAUAAACAAGAAAGUAUAGGUUUUGUGAGUGAUUAUGUGAAGUGUAGGUGCUAGGUUGUUGUGCAUGUGUUUAUCUCCAUCUUGUAUAUAUCAAUAUAUAUGUAAAGCAGAGUGUUUGAAGAAGGAGAAGGAGAGAGAGAGAGAGAGAGAAGAAAGAAGAGGGGAAUAAAUAAAUAAUACAUCUAAGAGGUAGUAAUAAUAAUAAUAAUAAUAAUAAAGGGGUAGGGGGGGCAGCAUGGCUGACUCAGUCAGGACACAGUAUUUCGAUGUAGACUGAGACUGAUAUAUGUAUUUGGAUUUGGUUUGUGGUUCGCCCACUUACUUUCCCAGGGAGAGCUGGCCCAUUACACAAUCUCCUUCAAGACUUCUCCCAAACCCCGAGGGGGAAGUCAGUUUAUUAGGUUAGUCUGUAGUUAACUACUUUAGUUAACAUGAACUCAAAAGGAACAAUACUUCUUACAGCAUUUAUUAAUAUUAGUUCAUGUUAUUUUCAACAUUUACUAAUACAUUAUUAAAAUCAAAAGUUUGUUAUCAUUAUUUAAUGCACUGUGAACUAACAUGAACAAAGAAUGAAGGACUGUAUUUUUAUUAACUAACACUAACAAAGAUUAAAUAAUUGGGGUAAUAAAUGUAUUGCUCAUUGUUAGUUCAUGUUAGGUAAUACAUUAAAUAAUUUUAACAAAUGAGAACUUAUUGUAAAGUGUUACCAUUUUAUUUUUUGAAUGACCAUUUGUGAAUUAUUGUUAGGAAACAUAUGGAGUCUUACAUAUGACAGCAUGACAAAAAUAUGAACCAAAUGGACAAUGGACAUUCUUAAAAUAUGAGUAAGAGCUUGGAAACAGUGAUGUUUUCUCUGCACACUUAACUCUUAUCUUAACACAGAUUUACUGAGAACCAAAUAUCCACAUCAUCCUUAAACUAUUUCCUGACCUUUCCUGGCCAUGGAAAGCUAAGCCAAAGCUUAGAUGUCUGCAUUAGUAAUGCAGUAGUUCUUUGAAAAGAGUUACAGUAGUAUCUUUAUGCUCUGAGCUUUAUUUACACUGCAAGCAAGCAGCACAUCACAAAGAAUAUACAUUUAUACAUUGUUCUUAACAGAAAUAAAAUAUAAAAAAUAAAAUAAAAUAUAAAAAUAAACCCACCAAAACACAAAUUUGUCAUAAUUGUAGCAGAAUGCCCACUAGGAUAUGUUUCUGUUUAAUUGUGCUGCUGCUGCUAUCUGUGUGCAACAAUAAAUAAUUUAAGAUCUGUUAUUGCAGUCACUGGCAGCAGUAUAAGAUAAAUGUGCAUUCAAGAGUCUAGCAUCUGUUAAACAACGAGAGAGAGCAGAGUGUCUGUCUACACACUGGUAUUUCACAAAGUAUGGGUUUACUGUGAUACAUCAGUGUUGAAAUGUCCCUUGGAAUCAGAAUCCCUGAUUUAAUGAGUCCACAGGGAAAUUUUGCAUUGACAAAACAGCGAAGCUACCGCUCUGCUUCAGUGUACGUGCUGUGGUAGUCGUUUAGCCUAUCGUGAAGGCUGAUUUACACAAGAACAAACUGAAAAAUCAGUUCUCUGAGUUUGUGACGCAAGUAUGGUGAAAAUAAAGUACGAUUUAUACCCGUAGGAUUUCUGCUGCUAAAGUUCAUGCUGAGGACGUAUGCAAAUUGCAUGUUUCAUUGGCACAGGUCUUUCCUCCCCACAUAUCAAUAUCAGUGGAGGACUGUGAAUACCAAUGUCAAAGUAAUUUCCUUUUUAAGAAUGUUUUGUUUAAUUCACUGAUUUAGGGAAAUAUGUCUAACCACAGCAAAAGCCAUUUCAGGACAGCAGCCAAUUUUGACCAUGAUUUGGCCAUCUGAGACAAAUUUUGAGAAUCCUAAAAGAUUCCUCUGAUCCUGGGCUAAAAUCUGUAGUCUUUGAAUGCUAGUUUGACAUAUUGACAGAUUGCUGUGCUGUUUAGACUGCAUGCCUUGCUGUCUGUAAAUCUGGAGUCUUGAAGUCCUUGUGGUGUUCCAACGCUAUCUCACGACCAAUUCGUACAUAUUUUACGAGGUGGCUAAUUCGUAUGAAGUCGUACGCCCUCACUCUUACGAAUUCGUACGAUUUGUCUAAACCCCAGUGACGGG